Haliotis rufescens (red abalone) is the source of this 6003-nucleotide messenger RNA. Its product is annotated as 5-aminolevulinate synthase, erythroid-specific, mitochondrial-like. The coding region runs from base 188 to 2023 and encodes 611 amino acids. Gene Ontology annotation, biological process: heme biosynthetic process; erythrocyte development; hemoglobin biosynthetic process. Gene Ontology annotation, cellular component: mitochondrial matrix; mitochondrion. Gene Ontology annotation, molecular function: pyridoxal phosphate binding; 5-aminolevulinate synthase activity. Lineage: Eukaryota; Metazoa; Mollusca; Gastropoda; Lepetellida; Haliotidae. The record is from RefSeq and is a predicted model, not a curated record. The transcript has 13 exons.
CCGAGAGACGUGCCGAUUGACGGGUAGGAUGCUGAGGAACAUAUAGCCUGUCAUUUCAUUCUCAUCAUCUCCUGACUGUGUGUCGUUUCCAGUGAGAAGCACACCUGAACACCUCUGCCCACCUCACCGUGACUCUCCUGACCAGAUUCGUUGUAUACCAGCGUCACCAGCUGUUUGCCUUAUCAAGAUGAAGCGUCUGGCAUGUCCGUUUCUGACAAAGAUCCCUGUCAACAACCUGAGACAGUUCCCCCAACAGCUCCUGAGCUAUGCCAACCGCUGCCCAGUGAUGACCCAUGCCUUCCAGUAUUCCUCGGCCAGCAUGAUGACCACUGAGGUUGACGCCAAGGAAGCGGAUGUUGCCGGGACAACCAAGUGUCCUUUCCUGGCGAAUGAGCUGCAGGUUCAGGAGGCUAGCCCAGCCAUUCAGGGAGACAUCAUCACUGUCAACAGAAAAGAUGACGCUGACAACAUGACGGCUGCCAAGGAUCACACCGGACUGAGCAGGGAUGUAGCUCAGCAUGCUGCCACCACUGCUGCUGGUGAUGUGAGUGUGGAGAUGCAGGGGGAGACGAACGUGGAGAAGGAUUCGGGGUUUGGAGGAGUACAAGGCUGGAAUCUAGGAGAGACCCUCAAGAUGCUGAGAGGGAAAGGGUCUGGGCCACAUGGGGGUGAUCCUCCAGGCUUCUUCAACUAUGAAGCAUUCUUUGCCAAUGAGGUUGACAAGAAGAAGAAGGAUCACUCAUACCGAAUCUUCAAGAAGGUGAUGCGGAAUGCAGAUGCAUUUCCCUUUGCCCAGGAGCACUCGGAUGGCAAGAAGGACAUCUCUGUGUGGUGCAGCAAUGACUACCUAGGCAUGAGCUGGCAUCCGAAUGUGUGCAAUGCUGUCAGGAAAGCGCUGGAAAAGCAUGGGGCAGGUGCAGGGGGGACGAGGAAUAUCUCCGGCAAUUCCCCACUACAUGAACGUCUUGAGCGACGUCUGGCUGAUCUACACCAGAAAGAGGCUGGCCUCAUUUUCACCUCCUGCUAUGUGGCCAAUGACUCAACACUGUUUACUCUGCUCAAAGCACUUCCAGGUUGCCAUAUAUUCUCCGAUGCAGGUAACCAUGCGUCCAUGAUCGCAGGGAUCAGGACAAGUGGCGUCCCCAAGCACAUAUUCCGUCACAAUGACCCUGACCACCUCGAGCAGCUUCUCAAGAAAGUGGAUGUCAACGUCCCCAAAGUUGUUGCAUUUGAAACUGUGCAUUCCAUGGAUGGAUCCAUUAGCCCUCUGAAAGAACUGUGUGAUGUAGCGCACAAGUAUGGGGCCUUGACCUUCGUCGAUGAGGUGCAUGCAGUGGGUCUCUAUGGUGACCAUGGUGCGGGCGUUGCUGAGAGAGACGAGUGUCUUGAUGACCUUGACAUCAUCUCAGGAACUCUUGGCAAGGCAUUUGGCAAUAUGGGUGGUUACAUCGUCGGUACUGCCAACACCAUCGACAUGGUUCGGAGCUACGCCGCAGGGUUCAUAUUCACCACUGCCCUGCCUCCUACAACACUGUCUGGAGCUCUUGCUUCAAUCGAUGUGUUGGCGAGUGAUGAGGGUCGAGAGCUUCGAGCACGUCAUCAAAGCAACGUCUUGUAUCUGCGGGAGAAGCUAACUCAUGAAGGAAUCCCAGCCAUGCACAGCCCCAGUCACAUCAUACCUAUACAUGUUGGCGAUGCUCUCACAUGUACCAAGGUGUCCAAUGAGCUGAUCAACAAACACGGCGUCUAUGUCCAAGCCAUCAACUACCCUACUGUUGCUCGCGGCAGUGAGAGGCUCCGCGUUGCCCCGACUCCCCAUCACACUCGUGAGAUGAUGGACGUCUUUGUCAAAAACGUUGUUGAUAUCUGGAAGUCAAAUGGCCUUGACCUUUACAAACCUAUGUGUCCAAAGACUUGUGAGAGUUGUCGCAAGGAUUUGGACAUACAGGAAUUCUAUAAACGAGAACCAGUUUGUUCCCGUUCCAACUGUACCUACUCAUCCCUCCAGGCGGCGCUAGCGUAAUUGCAGCCAAUCAGAAACAAGCAAACUAUUCAAAACAUUAUUCAAUCUGUUUAAAAUUUAUACUUGUUAAACUAUAUAAAAUUUGAUAAACAUGACAUUUGGUUGUCAAUGGAGAGAUAAAAUGUGUUUGAAGAAAUUGAAAACAUAAUGCUAUAAUACUUAAUUUGCCAUUUGGGGAACUAUUAUUUCAGCUAAGAAGCUAGUGUUUAUUGUCAAACAGCAGACUAACCUCAAAAUCCUCAUAUAGAAACUUGUGUCUGAAUUUUGGUUUGGCUGAAGGGUUUUGUUUAGCUGUGCUGAUGUAAGGUGACAGUUUACUAGCAAACAGGAAACUUCAAAUAGGAUAAUGUUAUGUACACACAAAAAGGAAACAAAAAAAUUAUGCAACUGCUUCUCCCGUGAAGACUUUUGAGAAUAAUUGCUCUGAUGGUUAGCUUUUGUAGGUGUGGGAAAGUGUGCCACCUUGCUAAAAGAAAUUGUUUGUUUUUUAGGUAUCGGAAAUUUCGGCUUUCUUUGGUAAAAAAUAAAUUGCUGUGUGUCGGAAUGUUUGGCAUGAAACAGGCAUACUAGGGAACCAACACUAUCGGUGUUUUCAGCCUGAUUUCAUCUUGGGAUGCAUAUAAAUGGUAUCUGUUGUCAUUAGGCGUUCUUCAUUUUUAGCUGCUUUUUUAGUUUAGUUUGAAUUUAUUACCACUUUCAGAAAGGGUUCAAUUCCAUCAAAUAUAUUUCUUACAGUUCUAUAAACCUAUGCUCUAAUACCAUCACAUCUCCAAGGCUAUACCACCCUUUCUUCAUCUUAAUGUAUUAUUUGGUAUUUGGUAUUUAUUUUAUCAGAUGUAGACAACAUUAUUAUUGGGGCUCAUAUUGGUAAUUAGCCAUGACCUAUUAAUUUAGGACAAGUUUGAAAACGUUUUGAUAAAGUUACUACUGUUGAUAAAUAUAUGUUUAUCUCAAUCCCAUACUUACCUUAUAACUCAUUUUAUGAAUCAUUUUGAGAAAUAUCAGGCAAGUUGUUUCAUGGAAAGCUUUUUUAGGUAGAAAAUGGUACAAAAAUGCUGGGGUAUUGACCUAAAAUUAAAAUUUUCAUAAAAGUAAAGUUUGUGUCAUUGUUUAUAUUUCAAAAAGUAUAUCUUCCUGCAUGUGGAAGACCUAACAUACAGGAAAUUGAUUUGGUCUGGCGAAUUAAUAUAACUAAAUAUUAUUUACAUUGUGUAAUGGGCUAUACAUGUAUACGUUUGGGUAGGUGUAUUUUUAUGGUAAUAAUAUUGUUUGAUGAUAUUGUAGUUAUAGGGUCUACUAUGUAGGGUAUGUAUCUGUAGCGGCUAUUUAACUAGGUAAUCACUACAUGCUUCUCGGCCACAUUCAAUGUAUGCUAUGCUUGGUAUUUCCUUCUGCCUAGAACUGCCUGUUUAGACUGAAGCUGAUUUCUGAGAGUAGUAACUUGACCUGGCGUCGGUACACAUACUCUUGGUUGUUUUAUUUCUCAUUUGUCAAUAAGGAACAGAUAUGAGACAUUGGAAAUUAGAAAAUGGGUCGAAUGUGGAAAUCAAUAUUUCUAAUGGGAAUGAAGUUAAAGGUUGGGUUAAAGUAAAUAUAUUGUCAAUCUAUCGACUGUGUUCGUGUCUAAAUGUUAGCUUAGGGAUUGAAAAACAGCUUUUAAUGAUUUUAGAUUAUGUGAUUAAGUUGUUCCUGAUAAAGGACUGACUUAGGGGGACUGGGAUAAUUGUUGGAGACAGAAGAUGUUUUCAAUCAGAACUUCAAGACACGACUAUUUUCUCUUAAGGAGGAGCUAAAGAGGUCUCCAGACAGCAAUACUUUUGGUGUAUAAAAUUUGAGAAUAAAUUAUUUUUAUCAAGGAUUUUUUUCGGAAACAGCUUAACUGUUCUCCCCCUCCCUCCCCCCAUGAUAUGAAAUGAUUAGCCCCUAGACAAAACUUAUUGAUAAACACUGUAGCUCUGACAAGGCAGUUAAUGUUUACCAUUUCUGCAGGUAUACCCGGGUAACUAUUGAUUAAAUGACUCAAUGAUUCAAUUUUUUUUAUUUCUUGGUUUAUGGAUUUCAAACUCAUUUCAAACGUGAAGUAGGCAAAUUAAAUGCAAAAAAAGAAAAGAAUUGUUUUUACUUGAUUUUUGUCCUAAAAAGUUAGGUACAUAUAAAAAAAAUAUAUUUUGGAUCACCAAAUGUAAAACAACUUAAUUUUUCAAGAACAUUUUAUUAGUUCCCUGGCACACAGCUUGUGCAGAAAUGGCAAUAUAACAAUAUUCAUGUCAUGGUGAAAUGCAUACAAUCCUAUUUGGCAGCAUGGGUGACCAUUAAACUGGUCAUGAUUGUGCUUUGCAUUGACACCUGGUAUUAGAGAAGAAUCCCAGCAAGAAAUAUCAGAGUGACUUCCCUUUGUCACCUUUGUGUGAACAUUUUAUGCAUUUUUUUAAGUAAAGAUCAGCAGUGAAAAAAGGAGUAAUUUGUAUUUGUAUAUUUUUUCAACGUUUGGACUUUGAAAGAGUGACCCAUCAUCCAUAAACCAAGAAAUAAAAAAAAAAUCACACCUAAUGGUUCAUACAAAAUAAACAACCAAACAGUCAUGCACAGUUUAGGUCAUACUAAGAAUAAAAAGAAAAUGUAUUUGUGAGACUUCCCUAACCUUUUCAAGAAUGAACAGUUUUAGAAAAGUUGGAACAGUUUGAUUUGGGUUUCUGCCAUUUUGUCCGACGUCUGCUCUAAUAUUGUGAUGAAAACUGAAUGCAACAUUUUGUGAGUCCAGUCAGUGAUCACCAGAGUUUCAGGAAUAAAGCACGCCUGGAGGGAAACUAUCAUGUGAAUUUACAAAUGCUGCAAACGCUGUGGUGCAAUAUUUAUGUAAGAGCAUCAUCGUCAUAUAGAUAUAUCUUUGUUUUGAGUUAUACCGGUUAUUCAUGUCGUCAGGGAACAAACAAUCUUUAUCCAUUAUUCAUGGAAUGUCAUUUCAAAAAGAUUGUUUAGAAUUGUGCUAUUUUCCGAACAAGUAUAUUUUGUUAUCUUGUUUAGUCACUGUGUUGUUCCUGGGUGUUUUACCUGUAUAAUGUAGUCUUGUCUGUCAACAGUCGACAAGAGGGCUAUUGUUUGCUGUUGAGCUGAAAAUAUAUUUUCUUUAUAUCUCUAUCUUUGUUGGUGAUUUUAAGUGCUAGCUUUAGACACACAUGACGAGGUGAUUUAGAUAUAAUGUCAUGUAACUUUAAAGGGGGAACUUAUUUUUGUUAUUGAAACAUUUUUAAAUGAAUCUUUAAGUUCAUAUGGAUAGGUUGCCAUAGCAACAAUCCAUCUCAAAAACUAACUGAAGAUUUGAUGGUUCCCAUUCAAUGAUGUUGGGAUUGACACAAUGUAUUGAUGUGAUUGACACAAAGUGUUGAUGGAAUUGAUGCAACGUGGCGAUCGGUGGAAUUGACACAACGUGUUGAUGGGAUUGACACAACGUGUUGUUGGGAUUGACACAACCUGUUGAUGGAGAAAUUGAUUCAAUAUUAGCUUUCAUUUAUUGAUUUAUUAAAAGUGUAAAAUAAUGUCUUGAAACAACUACGAAGAUCAAAACAGUGCAAUAUUCUAAGUGCUGGUAUUAAACAUGAUUUUGUUGGAGUUUGAAGUUGGAACAAACAUUGAAAACUGACUUAAUGCAAUAGAUAAAGUGUUAUUUUGUUUAAAACAUAUUUGUGAUACAACAACCAACAUAGGAUGAUCUGAUAUGAUUUGUGCAAUGCCUCCUUUAAUGACAGAGUCUACUUAAGCAUGUCCCUAUUCAUGUUCUCAAACAUCAGGUGCCUUAUGCCUAGAGCUGUGACCAAUCUUGUUCACUGACCACUGCCGGCAACACAUUGUAGCCAUAUGUUACACAACAUACUAUAGAAUACUUGUUAUUUAUUAGAGUCUAUAUUGUUAGUUAUUGUUGGAGAUUAUUGUAAACUGUUGUGUUCUGUGACAAAACAGAAAUAAAAUGACCAAGAAUAUGA